UGCCCGCGGGGAGAGCGCCCCGGGGCCCCGCGUCCGGGCAGGCGGACUGACAGGCGGACUGACAGACGGACUGACAGACGGACGGAGCGCCAGAGUUCGGAUGCUGCGGAGGAGAGCGUGGGCAGAUGCUGAUAUGUAAAGCAAAAUGGCAAAAAUCAACACCCAGCACUCCUACCCUGGUAUGCACAGCCUGGCUGUCAGAACUGCCGAUGAAGAUAUCGGAAGGAUUGAAAAUGGCUAUAUCAGAAGCCAUUCACUACGUGAGGAUGCAUCCUCAGAACUGCAGGGAGUCAUUUCUGUGGAGGAAGGACAUGUACCUGAAUCCCAGGCAAGCUCCUUCACUGGCAGGGGAGCACUGGCAAGGCUGUCACGAUUUGUCUUAUCUGUAAGGUCAUGGGCCACAAGGCACUCGCACCAUGAAGACCAAAGGCCUGAUUCUUUCUUGGAACGUAUCAGAGGGCCAGAGCUUGUAGAGGUGUCCACCAGGCAAAGCAACAUCCGCUCCUUCCUGGGUGCCCGUGAGCGGCCCGGGGGAGCAAACAGUCACUGGCCCUUAGCCAGGUUCAAUGUCAACUUUAGCAACAACACCAAUGAAGACAAAAAGGAAGAAAAGAAAGAGGUUAAAGAGGAGAAAAAAGAGGAAAAGAAAGAGGAAAAGAAAGAGGAAAAGAAAGAUGACAAAAAAGAUGACAAAAAAGAUGAUAAAAAAAAAGAAGAGCAGAAAAAGGAGGUCUUUGUGAUAGAUCCUUCAAGCAAUCUGUACUACAACUGGCUGACCGUAAUUGCAGCACCCGUGUUCUAUAACUGGUGUAUGCUAGUGUGCAGAGCCUGCUUUGAUGAGCUACAGAUGGACCAUGUUAAAAUGUGGCUGUUCUUGGAUUAUCUCUCUGAUAUUAUCUAUAUUAUUGACAUGUUUGUCAGGUUCAGAACAGGCUUCCUUGAACAAGGAUUGCUGGUUCAGGAUGAGAAGAAAUUACGAGAACAUUAUACCAAAACUAUGCAGUUCAAACUGGACGUGCUGUCUCUUGUGCCAACGGACCUGGCAUAUUUCAAGCUUGGUUUGAACUACCCCGAGCUCCGAUUUAACCGCUUGCUGAGGAUCGCUCGGCUCUUUGAGUUUUUUGACCGUACUGAGACCAGGACAAAUUAUCCAAACAUGUUCCGUAUUGGCAAUCUUGUGUUAUAUAUUCUUAUCAUCAUCCACUGGAACGCAUGCAUAUACUUUGCGAUAUCGAAGGUGAUCGGGUUUGGAACUGACUCCUGGGUGUAUCCCAACGUGUCUGUUCCGGAGUACGCGCGCCUGUCCAGGAAGUACAUUUACAGUCUAUACUGGUCGACGCUCACGCUGACUACCAUCGGAGAAACACCGCCCCCGGUGAAAGAUGAGGAGUAUCUCUUUGUGGUCAUCGACUUCCUGGUGGGCGUGCUCAUCUUCGCUACCAUUGUCGGUAACGUUGGCUCCAUGAUUUCCAACAUGAAUGCUUCAAGGGCAGAGUUCCAGGCCAAAGUGGAUUCCAUUAAACAGUACAUGCAAUUCCGAAAAGUGACGAAGGAUUUGGAAGCCAGGGUUAUUAAGUGGUUUGAUUACCUCUGGACCAACAAGAAAACAGUGGAUGAGAAGGAAGUUCUCAAAAAUCUGCCUGACAAGUUGAAGGCUGAAAUUGCCAUCAAUGUCCAUUUGGACACACUGAGGAAAGUGCGUAUAUUCCAGGAUUGUGAAGCUGGACUUCUCAUUGAGCUGGUGCUGAAACUGAAACCUACGGUCUUCAGUCCUGGUGACUACAUUUGCAAAAAGGGAGACAUAGGAAGAGAAAUGUACAUUAUUAAAGAGGGAAAACUUGCUGUGGUGGCGGAUGAUGGCAUAACCCAAUUUGUAGUCCUAAGUGAUGGCAGCUACUUUGGUGAAAUCAGCAUCCUAAACAUCAAAGGUAGCAAAUCUGGCAACAGGAGGACAGCCAACAUUAGGAGUAUUGGUUAUUCUGAUUUGUUCUGCUUGUCUAAGGAUGAUUUAAUGGAAGCCCUCACAGAAUAUCCAGAAGCCAAAAAGGCUCUGGAAGAAAAAGGACGUCAAAUUCUGAUGAAAGACAAUUUAAUAGAUGAGGAGGCAGCAAAAGCAGGAGCUGACCCAAAAGACUUGGAAGAAAAAAUAGGGCGACUUGAAGUAGCUCUAGAUACACUGCAGACUAGGUUUGCAAGGCUCUUGGCAGAAUACAGCGCAUCUCAACAAAAGGUGAAACAGAGACUUGCCAGGGUAGAAACCCGAGUGAAAAAAUAUGGUAGUGGCAGCUUAUCAGUUGCAGAAGCAGAGGCUGAGAAACCUGAGGAGGAGAAGAAGCAGUAAUGGAGUAUUUUUAUUUCCAUAUUUAUUGGAGAAAGUUGAAGCACUGAAAGCCAUAAAUGUAUGUAAAUAUGUGUGUGCAUACAUAGAUAUAAUUAUUUUUAUAUGAAUUCAAGAGAAUGGUUUUUAGUAUUUUUAACUGAAGCAGUAUUUUCUUGUAAAUAGAACACUGUCACCUUCUUCUUGGGGGGAGAUUUGGUCCAGCACUUGGUACUUUUUUGUACUGAGAGUGGGCUUCUUACAAGUCAUGCUAAGAAUGUCUGUUGUGUUUGGUACCUGUAGGUCUUGACACAUUGUCUCUACCCACACAUCGUGUGUUAAGAAGGCAUUGUAUUUGAAGUAGAAGAGAUUAAUUUUUUUUCUUUUUAAGAGCUUAAAAAAUGUUUAUAGGGUACCCUGUUCUAACUGGCUACAUUAGUAGCGGAUUAAAUGCAUGGAUGGAUAUCUGGGUUUCUCAAAAUCUUUGUUCUUUCACAGUCUGUACAAACAGUUGGAUGACAGCUAAGCAGUGUCAGGUACCUGGCCAUUGCAGUGCACCCUGCAUGUGUCUGAAAUAGCCAUGCAUUCAGGAGCUUUAGUCUGAUUCUCUCUAAUGAGCUGAGCUCUGCACAAAGGACCACGUUGACAGGGUAGCAGUGCUCAUUCAUGUCCCUUCUGGCAGGGUCUGUCACAGCCUUUGCUGCUCUGCAACUGCUUCACCAGGGGAGAGAGCAGGGGAAUCCUCCCUUUUGUGUUUUUUUAGCCCAGUUCCAUCCACACUGAUAAAAACUUCAUUUGGAAAGGAGUACCCUAAAGCUCAGUGGUGGAAGGGUAAUACGGCUUCAUCAAACCUGGGAAGAGAAAAGAGUCCUCUGGUAUGUGCAGCUCCCGUAUGUAGGGUACUGAGUGAACUCCCUGGCAAAGUGGGCAGUCCCAAGGGAGGCUACUGAGGAAUCCCAUGGGCUGGCAGGGCAGGCUGUCCCUGCCUGCAAGGCAGCUUGCUCCCACAACAGGGUUUCUGCAAGGCAGGAAGAACAAGCCCUGUGUUGCAAAGUCAUUCCAGUCACUAAGGCCUAUGUUUUCUUCCUUUUUAUUUCUAAGGAUGUCUACUCCAUCUCCCUUUGCUAUUUACUGCCAUCUUUUCUCCAAAGUAGUUGUCAAAUGACCUUGUUUCCAUUAGGGAGAAUGCAGAAGAUACUAGCUUUCACUUAUUGCUGUACAGUAUUUUGCUGUUAUGCAACUUUCCCUAUGUUACUUUCAUCCUCCCGUAUCUCAGUGGCUUUUGAAAAGUAUGGAGUAGCAGAGGCUGUUCAGCAUGUAUGGCAUGGGAUCCUCCAGUGGCAUUAGGUAUUACUGUGGUGGGCAGUGCUCUGACUUUAGUUGUCCUCAGCCCUGACUUACAACAGCAUCUGGAAUCAAUGGCCUGGAAAUGGUUGGGGAAAAAAAAAAAAUCACCCACUGAGAAGAGGGUGAUUUAACUGGGUGGUACUGGAAUGAAAAGAGACAGUUUUGCUAAACUGAAUACAACUGCUCAGAGUAAGCCCUUGUCUCCAGGCAAGCAGCUGUUCCCUUCUAUUGACACUUCUGAGCCUUGUGACGGAGACAGAUCUGAGUAAGGAAUAGGGCUUUGCCAGCAAUACUGGCAAAGGGACAUCUGGGUAGUAAUGGCCACAUAUAGCCCUCAUCUAAACUCCUUUUAUCAUUAGCCUAGACACCAACUACACUUACGGAUCUUCCCUAGACUGGGUUUAACCUUUUUUUUUUUUUUUUUUUUUUUUCAAAAUAUCCACUGAUUGUAACAAGUGUAACAAGUGGUUUGGAAAGUAGUCAAGAUCUGUUUGUGACCAGUGGCAUCCAGGAAGUAUCAGUCCAUCAGCUGAAUCUUGUCCUUAUUUUCUUAAAGGGCUUGAGAGAAAGGGGGGAGCUCUGAGAAGCUGGUUUUGGCAGGGGUAUAGUGCACUUGGUCCCACCCAGAGGCAGGCAGGGCUGAGGUGGAGCUGGGCUCACUGCAGGGUACCCCUGUGAGCACAGAUGGUGCUGUUACAGACUGCUCAACUUGCAACUUUCACCUGGUGACAGGUACAAUAGUACCUGUGUACGAUUACACAGUCGCCUUGGCUGACAUUCACUGCUGUGUGACUCAAACCCACUGUAUCUUGUAGGGGUUUUGUGCAUAUUGACAUGUUCUCCAUCAAUCAUCAUUCUCUGUAAAUACCUAUCUACCCACCCAACAUAGCACAGCUGUUGCAGCCACUAGGUAUAUAUGAGAAAAACUGUUUAAAGUACUCUUUAUACCAAAUUUAUACCUCUUUAAAAACCCUAAGAAACACAGGACUGCUUUUUUACCUGAUGGAUCAGAACAGCCUAAUCUAUCAGUUAAAUACAUGUUUUCUCUACCCUCUCUGUGCCUCUUGAUCUGGUUUUCAUAUGCCAGAAAAAGAGCAUUUUGAUGCUAUUGGCUUCAGUCACAUUGAAACAUACAGCUUCUGGCAUGAUGAAAUCACAUCCUUUAAAGUCUUUCAUCUCUGUAAGAUUUUUUUCCUCUUUAAUGUGGCUACAGCAUGUACAUUAAAAUAUUUUGAGUAAUGUUCAA
This is a messenger RNA of Parus major (Great Tit), 4910 nucleotides long. RefSeq names its product cyclic nucleotide gated channel subunit alpha 3 (gene CNGA3). The coding region runs from base 146 to 2341 and encodes 731 amino acids. Lineage: Eukaryota; Metazoa; Chordata; Aves; Passeriformes; Paridae. The transcript has 9 exons. Gene Ontology annotation, molecular function: intracellularly cAMP-activated cation channel activity; cGMP binding; intracellularly cGMP-activated cation channel activity. The record is from RefSeq and is a predicted model, not a curated record. Gene Ontology annotation, cellular component: intracellular cyclic nucleotide activated cation channel complex; plasma membrane. Gene Ontology annotation, biological process: monoatomic cation transmembrane transport; potassium ion transport.